Molecule: messenger RNA, 1416 nt
Organism: Fusarium tjaetaba
Lineage: Eukaryota; Fungi; Ascomycota; Sordariomycetes; Hypocreales; Nectriaceae
Exons: 2
Coding region: 1-1416 (471 amino acids)
Source: RefSeq, a predicted model, not a curated record
AUGGAACCCGCUAGUACUACUCGUGUUCGCUUGGCGGUCCCAUCAGCUAAAGAUUGGGAUCAUUAUCGUGAGACGAUCACUGAGUUAUACCUCAAGCGGAACAUGUCGUUACCUAGACUCAUGUCACAUAUGCGUCAGGAGUAUGGCUUCCGUGCUACUGAGAAGAUGUAUAAGCUACGCUUUACAGAAUGGAACCUCAAAAAGAACAUGACGAAAAGCCGCAGUGUGGCAUGCGUGCACAUCACUGGCAGUAGUCAGACGGAAACCAAUAAGCUCAAAGAGUACUAUCGUAGACAGCCAGAGGAGAAACGUCGAGAGCUUCUAGAAACUCUUCUUCAGCCACUAAUCGGCAAGACACCACUCACCAUUACUGCCCCAGGGGUGUCACUUGCACCACCAGCCGAUCUCCUUACCCAAGAAUAUCGCUUCCAUCUCCUCAAUACCUACGUUAGAGGAUCGUCAGAGGACAAUAAAUGGCCAAGAGACGCUAAGAGCGGCUUCAAGAACGAGGACAAUGUUCCAGCUUGGUGUAGCUCGGUCUCGUCAGCAUCUCUGGCUUUGAGAGAAGAAAAGGAGGGCGAAGCAACUAGGUUCCUACAGCACUUCAUUAAGCAGUCCCACGAACAACUCCAGCGCCAAGACCCAUUGAUAUUCACUUUCAUAUAUACAUCGGUUCUCUUCUUCGCUACAAGUCGGCCAGGCGUGGCCCAAUGGCUUUUGAACUCUCUAUACAAUGUCUCAGAGACCCUCCCAUGGGCUGGAUCUUCACACCCACUUCGUCUGCUCCUCCAAGUCAUGCUGCAGCUAGGACCGACGGGUAUAGUGGGCCAUGCCAAGUCGAUUAUUCUUGCAUACAUCAACAUGAUCUACGAAUCUCUCGGCAAGGUCUAUCCAAUCAUACAAGACAUGAUGUCUGAUACCAUCUGGCGACUUCUCCGCUAUAAGCUCAUGAGUCCCGAAGAGGUCGCUACUUUGGGCCGUGGACUUGUGUUGGCUGCCGAGUUACAGAACCUACAUCGAUGCAAGGACCAUAUCAAUCUCAAGAUGCAACUGGCAGAUGCAUACUUGGAAUCUGGAAACUAUGCGGAGGCACGUAGAACGGCAGAAGAGAUCAAAGAUGUUGAGUAUAAGAGCGAGAGGAUGAUGCCUUCACUGUAUAUGCUGAUAUCAAGGAUUGAUGAAGCGGAAAAGGGGGCAGAGGGCGCCAUUGAGUCAGCACUGAGAUCUGUGGUGGUGAGUAUGGAGGUCUUUGGGAAAUGGUCUGACUGGACUGUGAACUCGUUGGAUUUCUACUGCAAAGUUCUCAAGCGUGCUGGGAGACUUGAUGAGGCAACGAGAGUGGUCCAAGAUCGUGACUUGGCGAUUGAGAAGUUGUGUGACAAGUUGGAGGGUUCUAGCGUCGCGGCCUCGGACUGA